Molecule: messenger RNA, 573 nt
Organism: Angiostrongylus costaricensis
Lineage: Eukaryota; Metazoa; Nematoda; Chromadorea; Rhabditida; Metastrongylidae
Source: the annotation of a GenBank genome assembly
AUGUCAGCCCAUGCCGCUGGUUCUUCCCGUGAGGCCGCCAAGACUCCGAAGCGGAAGACAGCCGAGGAGACCCGGUCCCAAUCCAGCCACUUGGCCAUGAUCCGGAGCUUGAUGGAUGAGUUACGACAGAAGUUUCGGUCGUUGGAGGUGGCCAUUCUGAGGUUCAUACUGUCGCGCUACAGUCUUGAGGACAUUGUGGCUAUGAUUAGCUCUCUGCUACGCUUUCCACCUGGAGAGGCUGUCAUGGAACCUGAGCUGAAGCAGGUCGAAGGAAACGAGGCAUCUGGAAGCUACGGGCUUGGUGAAAAGAUGUCUACACUUGUUGCUAAAAAGCAUGUCGUCGGGAAACUGGCCAGCAGAAAACACAACUCUACCAAAGCAGCGGCGAAGAAGCCUAAAGCAGAAAAGAAGGUCAGGAAUUUGAAAGAGGUCAAAGCUCCCAAAUCUGAGACUACCGAGAAGUUCAAGAGCAAAGCUACCAAGUCGAGAGCCAGGAAGCCAAGGGGGCUAUUUUCUGGUCCAUGGUUUCUUGUCUUUCAGGAACUUUCACUGUCUCACGAUCUAACUGAAUAG